AUGUCAACCACGGAAACAGAUUUGAGAGAUAGCUGGCAGGACUCUACCACAGCCCAGUUCGGGGACGAGCACAAGCGCGCGGUACAUCUAUUUGAACAGAAGAAUCACACGCGGACCUUAUAUUGCAAAUCUUGCGAGGACAUACGAUUCCAAGAUGAGAAUGGCACAACAGUGUGGAAUACGCAUGGCAGUGGGCAGAUAACGCUCCCAGCGGGCAUACGUGUUCUUGCGAAAGGUGGAUGGGCUAUGUGUGAAUGA
This is a messenger RNA of Alternaria atra, 258 nucleotides long. RefSeq lists its product as uncharacterized. Lineage: Eukaryota; Fungi; Ascomycota; Dothideomycetes; Pleosporales; Pleosporaceae. The coding region runs from base 1 to 258 and encodes 85 amino acids. The record is from RefSeq and is a predicted model, not a curated record. The transcript is spliced from 2 exons.